AUGAACUUUGUUAAUGUUAAAGUAACGGAGGCGGGCUUAACUGUAACUUACUCUGAUGCCAACAAAUUAAAUCAUCCCGACACGAAUCCAAGAUCUGACGAAAAGGGUGGUAUUUUCUCUUAUAGAAUAAUUGCAAAAGAUGAGAAUAAAACUAUUUUAUAUAGUACAAAACUCGGUAGUGCACUCGGUAGUGCAUUAGAGCAACAAGGAAUUAAAGUUCCAAAAGCUAUUUUAACUGAUUUACCUGAGGGUUAUGCGCUAUACGAACAUAUUAAGCAAUAUCCAUCAGAUGAAUCGGGUGAAGCAAAACCAAUAAGGAAAGACACAUAUUUGUUUGGUAAUGGUUCAAAGUACCGUUCACCUGCUGAAUUUGAAGAACAUCUUUUAUGGUUAGCUUCAGAUAAGGCUUCUUCCUGUCGUUGUAGAUACUGCGAUAAAGGAUGGAGUACGGGCUCGGAUCUGGAUUCAACUCCACGCAAAAAAAAUGAUGUGGAUUCUCAUCUUAAAAAGACAAUUAAGUCAAAUGUACUUCAGAAUGAAGCUUUAAAUUUGGCUUCAUCAUCUAAUUCAAAAGUACGUCAAAGCGAAAUCACAUCCAAAACUUCUUCAAUACAAGAGAGAAAUCUUAAAGGAUCUUUGAAUUUAGUAUCAUCAUCUAAUUCAAAAGUACAUCAAUUUGGGAUCGCAUCAAAAACUUCUUUAAUGCAAGAGAGAAAUCUCAAAGAAACUUUAACAUCACCUAAUUCAAAAGUAUAUCAAUUCAGGACCGCAUCAAAAACUUCUUUAAUGCAAGAGAGAAAUCCCAAAGAAACUUUAACAUCAUCUAAUUCAAAAGUACAUCAAUUCGGGAUCGCAUCAAAAACUUCUUUAAUGCAAGAGAGAAAUCCCAAAGAAACUUUAACAUCAUCUAAUUCAAAAAUACAUAAAUUCGGGAUCGCAUCAAAAACUUCUUUAAUGCAAGAGAGAAAUCCCAAAGAAACUUUAACAUCAUCUAAUUCAAAAAUACAUAAAUUCGGGAUCGCAUCAAAAACUACUUUAAUGCAAGAGAGAAAUCCCAAAAAAACUUUAACAUCAUCUAAUUCAAAAGCACAUCAAUUCGGGAUCGCAUCAAAAACUUCUUUAAUGCAAGAGAGAAAUCUCAAAGAAACUUUAACAUCAUCUAAUUCAAAAGUACAUCGAUUCGGGAUCGCAUCAAAAACUUCUUUAAUGCAAGAGAGAAAUUUCAAAGAAACUUUACCAUCAUCUAAUUCAAAAGUACAUCAAGUCGACAUCACAUCAAAAACUUCUUUAGUGCAAGAGAGAAAUCCUAAAGAAGCAUUUAAUUCAAAAGUACGCCAAGUCGACGUCACAUCAAAAACUUCAAUACAAGAGAAAAAUCCUAAAGGAACUUUAACAUCAUCAUCUAAUUCAAAAGUACAUCAAGUCGAUGUCACAUCAAAAUCUUCUUUAAUGCAAGAAAGAAAUUCUAAAGGGUCUUUAAAUUUAGCAUCAUCAUCUAAUUCAAUGGUACAUCCAAUCGGAGUCGCAUCAAAGGCUUCUUUAACACAAGAGAGAAAUCCUAAACAGUCAAAAAAAUUAAUUAGUAUGUAUCGAAACGAAGAAAUUGUUUGGGGUGAUAUAGAAUAUAUAUUGAACUCAAGUCAAUAUGAGCCCUUAUCUGACCAAGUCGGAGGCGAUCAGAUAAAGUACUGGCCAGCACUAGUUCAUCAACGAUUAAAAGAACAGCAUGAUGAUGGAUUUGAAAUAUUAUAUACCUUAAAGCCAUUAAUGUUGUCUGGAAUAAUGAAUUUAUCAUACAAAUCCAUCCUACCAUGGUUGGCCUAUGAUGCUUCAAAUUCAAUACAGGCGAUUGAAAAGGCGAUACAUAAUGAUAGUCAAAUUCAUUUAUUAAGGAAUACGAAACGAGGUGAACUAGCCAGUGCUUACCUUAAAGCCAUUAAACGGGCAAAGGAAGUUGCUUCAACAUUCACCACAUCACACCAAUAUAAGUAUACUCUACCAUCUUCAUUUUUCGCAAACAUUGAGAGCGCAAGUGAAAAAAGAUUAUUACAACAAAUGGAAACAUAUCCACAUUACAGAAAAAUUAUAUUAGGCACUGAAGUAUUGCGAGAAGAUGAUUAUGUUCGUUUGACACGUGCUUCAUAUAAUUCUAGUGACAGAUUACCGAUUUUUAGAAUAAAUACAAUUUUUUUAAAUGCUUUAAAUAAAAUUCAACUAAGCGGUGAGAUGUUUAUCAGAGGUCCAUUGAAGAAUGGAGAGAAUGUACCAACUUUAAUUCGAAUGAAUAAAGAAAAAUUUGAAUAUACAUUGGAUUUAUCCGAAAUUGCUGGGAGGUACUAUAAACUGCACCCAGGCAUCAUUCGUAGCAUGUCUAUUACUAUCCCAUUGCCAUAUGCUGAUCGGAAAUCAUUAGUUGACGAGGCUUUAAAGCAGGAUGUAUCCGAGACUGGUCCAAAGAAACAAAUGGCCAAACGAUCAAUUGCAUUACCACCAUUACCAUAUUUAAGCAACAAGAAAUUCAAGGCUAAUGAUGAUGGAUCAGUAAUUCGUAAUAAUACUGUUAUUUCUAAUGCCUUUGCACGGGAUACGUCUCAAAAGUCGAAUGUUCCUACCGUCUCUACCACUUCGAUCAUUCCUACUACUUCCGCUACCCCUGCUACUUUCGUUAUUCCUGCUACUUCUGUUACUUCUGUUCCUCCCACUACUUCUGUUACUCCCACUACUUCUGUUACUCCCACUACUUCUGUUACUCCCACUACUUCUGUUGCACCUACUACUUCCGUUACUUUCGCUACUUCCGUUACUUCCGUUACUCCCGUUACUCCUGCUGCUUCAGCUACUUCUGCCACUACUGCUUUUCCCAUUUCUACUAUUUCUGCUGUUCCCAAUAUUUCUGCUGCUACAGUUACAUCAACUACUUCUGAUGCCACUGUUAUCUCUACUUCUAAUUUUGUUACUUCUAAUAAUAUAAAAGUUACUGUAAUAGUUUCUCCAACUCUUUCAUUUUUAGAUGAAUCUGAUACAGAAAUAUUGGCUACAAAUUUUGAUUUAUAA
Cetraspora pellucida is the source of this 3054-nucleotide messenger RNA. Lineage: Eukaryota; Fungi; Glomeromycota; Glomeromycetes; Diversisporales; Gigasporaceae. The record is from the annotation of a GenBank genome assembly.